Molecule: messenger RNA, 6820 nt
Organism: Ornithodoros turicata
Lineage: Eukaryota; Metazoa; Arthropoda; Arachnida; Ixodida; Argasidae
Product: muscarinic acetylcholine receptor M5-like
Exons: 8
Coding region: 922-3489 (855 amino acids)
Biological process (GO): synaptic transmission, cholinergic; G protein-coupled receptor signaling pathway, coupled to cyclic nucleotide second messenger
Cellular component (GO): plasma membrane; dendrite
Molecular function (GO): neurotransmitter receptor activity; G protein-coupled serotonin receptor activity
Source: RefSeq, a predicted model, not a curated record
GUUGGAAGUUGCGAGCACUGUGCAUCUCGCCAAGUAUGCAGCAGGCAGCGGAAAUACCUCUUAUGCAAGGUGCAGCCGGAUGAGAUGCCUUCCUCUUGCUCGAAUGAAGUUGACCAAUUUCGGUGGGACGCUCGUAGGCACGCCGUAGCGUCAUAGAAGUGGGCACUUUAUCACCGGGAAACCACUCUGCGAUAAUAAAAGAACAAGAAACGUAGAAGUCCGGGUGUGUGUGUGUGCAAGGCACUGACAGCACGACAGAGCCUGUCGAAUCCGCUUUUCAGGGAAGAGACAAUGGGUUCCAUGGCAUUGCGGAGUAACUGGAAACCACGAGGCCGCCGCUGCCGCUGCCCAUCAACAACGGCCUUGUAUGCCCAUUAUACUUUCGAGAGGAGACAGAAGAUCCCCCCUCAGAACUUCCCAUCGGAUACGUGAUGUACUAAGAAGACGAAGUAAUCUGUCCGAGUAGCCGGCACCUUCUUUCGUCCCCGUAGUGCACGUUCGCAACGUGGGGCGGCGAAUGAGUUACCGAGUGCGCACGCUCCGGAUCAGUGCUCUACUGUUGCGCCGCGGUCGGGGUCUAGGUGAAACGCGCGUGGUUCCCGACUCCGGGCCACAGUCUGGGCGCGCGCGCCGGGCCGCUGAGCCCAUGUGUGCCAACACUGCUCGCUGCCGGAAUGCCUCCCGACGCACAAGUUUGCAAGGGACCUGCUCUAUCGCCAAGGCUUACCAUGUCCAGCUCCAUCGGCUGAUGUACUCUGCUAACAACGCAGUCUUCGCGGAAGAAAUGAUGUCUUUCGAGUAUGCUUUCAUCCUGGGCUGCGCCAGUUGGUGCCGAGCUUCACUUCCGCCAAUUAUCCAAAUCAAACCUCCAAGAUGAAGCCAACCCUACGGGCGACGUUCACGUCAUCGUCUUAAGGAGGCAUGGCCCUGCUGUCAGCAGUGGCGUCCACUGUCAUGGACCUGUGGACGCAACCGGACACAGAGGAAACACUGAUCACGCAGGCUACCGUCGUUCCCAGUGAAUCCACCCUGACGACGCUUCUUCCUUGGGAACCACCCGACAACUCUACGUCCACCAUCGCAGCGACCGCUGCUUUGCUUUGUCUCAACACAUCUAUGCAGAGUCCCUGCAACGACACUGCAGUGAACGGGUCGAGCACAGAGGAAUGGCGGCGACCGUUUGCCCUGUGGCAGACUGUCGUAAUCGGUGUGCUCAUCGGAAUAUGUAUCAUCCUCACUGUGGGCGGAAACAUCUUGGUGCUCACUGCGUUCGUUGUGGAGCGUGCCAUCCGGCAGCCCAGCAACUACUUCAUCGCCUCCUUGGCCAUGUCGGACUUGCUGAUCGGUGUAGUGUCGAUGCCUUUUUACGCCUUCUAUGUCCUCGUAGGCCGGUGGGAACUCGGCCCCAUACCGUGUGACCUCUGGCUGGCGACGGACCACACAGUGUGUCUCGUCUCCAUCUAUACUGUUCUACUCAUCACCAUCGAUCGUUACUGUUCUGUAAAGAUUGCGACAAAGUAUCGCAAUUGGAGGACUAGAGACAAAGUCAUUUGGAUGGUCGCCAUCACGUGGAUCGUGCCGUUCCUAGUGUUCUUCAUAAGCAUCAUGGGAUGGGAGCAUUUCAUCGGUUACAGAGACUUGGAUCCCGGCGAGUGUGCAGUUCAGUUUCUAAAGGAUCCGGUGUUUAACACGUCUCUCAUAUUUGGCUAUUUCUACGCUACGUUAGUUGUGUUGUUCAUUCUGUACGGAGGAAUAUACAAAACGGCGAGUGAUAUGCAAAAGAAGUCAGCGGCGAAACAAAAGAAGAUGCAGUCUCUCGUAGCCUUGGGACGGGGAGGUGCGGGUUCUAGACCAGGGGCUAGUUUACCGAAAUGUGCCGGUCCAGAGGCUCAGGAUACGCAGCAGCAACCUGAGACGACUUCCAUGACUGAAUGUCAGCAAAUAAUUCGAAAUCCUGAGCAAGGGCAACCUGGCAGUGGGGAUUCGAGCUCUAGCCAGAAGACGUCCUCCAACCGCACGGGCAACACAGAGACGACGAGCUUUUCAGACAAAGGAAAGGACAAUUCGGACCAAGAUAGGUCUAGCAGCCCCAUCUUUGAGUCGGAUGAAGAAUAUUCACAAGACGCAAGUACAAGACCACCAAAGUCAGAACACAAGCCGAGGAAGGUCAAGACCCACAAAACUGGGCCUAAAAUGGGAAAGAGAGCGUCGAAAGCUGGCGCCACCCGAAUGUCUAUAGUCGAGGCAACUCUGUUGAGGAUCGAGCCACCUUCUUUCGCCACAGGAAGAACAUCGGAGCUUGCCAAGCAACUUGCCUCUGCUCUUCCAAUGACCGAACACGCUGAGACGACGACGCGUUCGAGGCAUUCCUUUCAGCAGCAGACCUCCGUACCGCACCCGGACAGACGCCGGUCAAGCCCACAGCAACCUAGAAGAUCUCCGCUGAGUUCGCAGCAAAAGCCCAAUUCCAGUCGUCGUAGCUUCCAGCAGGACUUUUCAUUAAACUCCACGUCAGAGCCUAGUCUUCUAGACACCGAGAACAUCAUGACUCCAGUAACUCCUCCAGGUUCCGACUGUGGAAAUCCUUUUGUGACUAUUUCGCCGACAGAACCAUUACGGUCAAUAUCCCCCUCUGCAAAACCAAUUCCACCGGCGACGUUAGACGUACGGUCACAGUUCGAACCUCCCCCACCUGCAGUUGCCGACCACCUGAAAUUUAUAGACCAAGACACUUCCCUCGCCAUCGCGUCACCUAAGAGUGAUAACUUUUCUCUAGCAUCUUUGCCUUCGAUACCUUCGGUCGCUAGCCACGGCAGCACACCUCCCAUAGAUCUCCGGUCGCAGCUCGUUUCAUCCAGCACCGCCGUUGCCUCCGCGGCAGGAGUCCUACCCUUGCCCAAACCGACAGACGCGGUGGAAGAGAAACCGCCUUCGCUCCAGAAGAAUGCUGUCCCAGCAAAGUCCACGAAAUUCCUUACCCCACACACGAAGAACAGCAUCGUAGAAACGCAACAACUCGAGUUUAGUUCGGAGUCGAAAACGAUAACUCGGGUGGCCAAUCCAGAUGAAGCACGGUGCAUGAUUGAGGUGGAGCAGUCGCCCAUGGAGACGUUGUCUAGAGAAUGCUCGACGAAUCGUUCGUCGCGUAGUCGAACGUUAGUGUCUUCUUUCAGUAAGAAGAUACACAAGAAGAGGAAAAAUGACAGGAGGCAGAAAUCCAAGUCAGAAAACCGGGCGAGGAAGGCAUUAAGGACCAUCUCGUUCAUCCUCGGGGCGUUUGUGAUUUGCUGGACACCGUAUCAUAUCUGCGCUCUCGUUGAAGGCUUCUGUUCAGACCCCAACGGGUGUGUGAACUAUCAUCUCUUUUACUUCACGUACUUUUUGUGUUACGCCAACAGCCCCAUAAACCCCUUCUGCUACGCGUUGGCGAACCAACAAUUCAAGAAGACGUUUUACAGGGUACUGCGCGGUGACCUCCACAAGACGUAGCUCUUUCUUCUAGAGACAGCUUGGUAAUUUUUGGAUGUGGAACAAAAAGUAAGAUGUUUUAAGUUUUAGCUUUGCGUUAUAAACACUGUAGUGACUGUUUAUUCGUGUGAACACGUAUGUGUCAAGCAGGAUGAUAUGUUGAUAUGUGUGUCUGGUUAUCAUAUUCGUUCGUUUACAUGCAGUAAUUUAAUUACAGUGUACAUUGAAAUGUCACAUGACGCAUCCUAAAGGGCACCAGUACAGCCUUCUUGACAUAGCUUGAAUUCUUCAAGAGGAUUGGAGACAGGACACUCACUUAUGAAGCGCUUUUCUUUCUAAAGCCAUCAUUUCCAUACCGUAGAGGAUGACUUGCACCAAACCUCUAAAAUGUGGCGUGGUUGCUAAACUUCUUAACGCAGCUGUACGAUGUCCCUUCGAAAAACUACGCACCAGAUACGUGCGAAUAAAGGAUCUCAGUUUUUUUACUCCAACACGGGUAUCUUUCCACAUUGUUGCAGACGAUGCAUGACGUAUCCAGCGCGUCGCACGAGUGCGGCUGCCAGUACAGAAAGUGCUGGUUAAAGUAAAGCAGCAUAUUCUGCUUGUUGGUACGUGAUUAGCAUGUUAUAAGAACAACUGACAGGGGCACAGAGGAGACAAAACAACAACGCGCUGUGUUGUCUUGUCUCCUCUCUAUCCCUGUUUGUUGCGCUAACAACAUGUUGCUGGUUAAAGGCCGACGUAAUGGCCGUGGUGAGCAGUCGUGCAUGAACUGUAUUUCAGUUUAAUUGUAAAGUAAUGGAGCUGCCAUAAACUUUUCAAUGCGUAUACUAUUGUAUUGUACUAUUGUAGUGAGUACAUGCACCCUUUACAUUAUAUUGCGUUUUGUAAAAAAUGAACACGCACCUGCCCUAUUUGUAUGUGUACAUAAGAUCCGUCUGUGAGUAGAUUCUCCGUAAGCUCUGAACAUGUUUUCACACCAACACAAAUGUACUAAAUAACGUGAGAAACACGUAAGAAGGUCACAAUUUUUCAUUACAUUUUGGCAGACAAGGUCGUCGGGACUCCUUCCUACAACAUUCGAGCUAUCUUAAAAGGCAAUUCCACAUACUACUUUUUAACCGCACGCAAAAAUUUGCUGCUAGUGAGCACUUACCGCUUUGUACGGGUGACUACAUUCCGCCACAAACCUGGUUGUGAAGGUAAUCUCAUUUGGCGUCAUCGCGCCGUCAUCGCCGGCGUCGCGCGCAACCUGUAGCACGCAAGGGCUCAUGGGAACUUAUAGCGUCUUACAGCAUUACGAGACGGCCGGAGGCGGAGGUAGAAGAAGAACAACAACAUUCCCGGUGUGCGCAGCAGCAGCGUCAGCCGGGGAACCAUAACCGAAGCAGACGACGGAGCAGUGUCGCUUAAAGUUCCCAUGGUGCUUUGCGCCGCGCGCUUGGUGGCGCGCGCAUGUUUGUAAAAUCGUCUAUUACGUCAUGCAUCGACUGCACGAGAGGCAGAUCCGUGACAGCUGGCGUGCAUCGAGGUCUCGAUGUGGAGAACAAAAGCGGUGACGGAAGCUGCGCCGGAACCCUUUAACCCGUACUUCAUUUUGUAUUCAUGCAGCUCAAAGACGUGUCUGACGUGAUAUUAAUUUGACCGUUCCACCGUGAGUGUCCCUGAAAACUGCAGACACACGCUCAUCCACUGAUGCUGGAGUCGUAUUCCCAUGAGCAAAACCCAUAGACGUCUAAUUUCUGCAAUCUGAAGUCGGAAGAUUCCUGUUGCACAAAAUAUAUAUCAGAGUCUUCUUGCCGUUGACGUCACGCUAUGCGCCACACAUAUUUUAAAGCAACGCGCUGAGUAUAGCGCUCUGCGUUAUCCGACCUAUUGUUUACAGUCUGUCGCUGACAGAGAGUGAGCAUUGUGCCAUUGAGAACUUUUUUUAACUCUUCAGUUGCCAGAGUGGUCACGUGUAAAAUUAAAUGUGCUGAACGUUGAUGCAGUAGCCAGUACAAAAACAAAAAAAAAAAAGAAAGAAAGAAUGUCCUUCGCGUCGACGGUACAACGGGCUUCCGUGUUGCCGGCGAGAUAAUGUGUGCUCCAUAAUUUAGAAUACACGGAGCAAAAAACAGCGUUCCCUUAUCUCUUACAUGGACAAGAAUGGGUAAUUGGGUGCCGUCCUUGUAUUAACUUCCUAGGAUGCUUUUACCCGCUGCUCUCCCACUUUUAUUUUUGGAAACUCGAUCUUUGACUGUAUUUUUCAUUUAUUUAUUUUUUCUUCCGGACAUCAAAGUGAACAGGGCUGGAACGAUUGCUUGCAACGUUUUUAUCAUUUUGAUGAACAACUUCGGAUACUUAAAACAUUCGUAAAAAUUGCCAAGUACUAUGUCGUGGCGCUGGAUGUGAUUUAUGUGACAACCGCGAAGUGUAGACAGACGAAAUUAGAACAUAACUACAUGAUACUCUACGUUAGGCAAAUGGCAGUACACGAUCGUUGGGUAGGUUGGGUUAUUCAUCGAAACGUGUUCCAUGCAUGUUCUUAACUUGACGGCACCCAUGUGAAAUCAACGAUGUUAAUCACGUAAUGUAUUUACACCUAAGUAAUCGCCGUUUAGUGAACGUACGAGGGCUAGAAGCACCACUAAAGUUUACACCGCACCGGUUACAACAUAUCAGUUUGUUCUCUAUCGUUCUACUAAUCUAUUCAUUAAUAUUCGUGCGUUGAAUAGUAGGACAUGUGUAUUUCCUAUUUCGUAACUCGUAUUAUCAGUAUGUCCAAGUAGCAUCAUCUACACCUGGCUACUUUCAACGUUCAUGCCUUAGAACCUACACCUGACCGUUAAACCUUAUACACAUUCACUCACUGUGAAUCAUCGUUCAUGAGACAUUGCUUUCGUUAUGCCAUGUAGUGAAAGCACGGUAGCAGUGUACACUCUGUAGGUUAUGUGUCUGUCGUGUAAAAAACAAACAAGCCUGUGCAAAGUAUAGACGACAUAUUCAUGAUCAAGUCUUCCUCUUAUUGAUGGGCAGAAUCAACGCGUCACUUGUGGUUGUGUAUAAGCCAGAGGCCACUGCACGUAUUGAAAGUGUGGUUGCUUUAUCGGACUUGGUGCAGGGUCUCCUUGGAGCUAAACCGUUGAUUGAGGUUGCCCCACUGUUUCUUGGGGCGCAGUGAUGUGCAGAGGGUAUAGUCAGUAUUUCGUCGAGCUAUGUCCCGCUAUGUGAAGUGUGUUGUUUGAGCGCAUAUAUGGGAUACGCAAAGUUCACGUGGAUUUCGCCCUUUUCAGUUUCGUUUCAUCUUGUAUGCGAUUUGAAAUUUAAGAAAUUUGUGCGUCUUAUAAAUAUUAGCAGCAUUUCGAUGACA